This is a messenger RNA of Penicillium maclennaniae, 1725 nucleotides long. Its product is annotated as fungal specific transcription factor domain-containing protein. Gene Ontology annotation, biological process: positive regulation of transcription by RNA polymerase II. Lineage: Eukaryota; Fungi; Ascomycota; Eurotiomycetes; Eurotiales; Aspergillaceae. Gene Ontology annotation, molecular function: transcription cis-regulatory region binding; DNA-binding transcription factor activity. The record is from RefSeq and is a predicted model, not a curated record. The coding region runs from base 1 to 1725 and encodes 574 amino acids. Gene Ontology annotation, cellular component: nucleus. The transcript is spliced from 3 exons.
AUGUGGUGGGCAAGUGCAGAACAGCGACGCCAACAGAAGGAGCGUGUAAAGAUUAGGAUCAAGCAGACUAAAACUCUGGAGAAACGCGGAACAAAUCAGGAACAAACAGACCACAUCCAUAGAUCUCCAUCUAUAUCGCCGCCGAUGGUAGGAACAUAUGACUUCAGUCGACCGUCACUGCCUGAUGUCUAUGAUCCGUACGCAUCGCAUAUCCAACCGCCCGGAUACCCUCCUGCGGUCUACGCUCAACAGUAUGCUCCUUAUGAAGUUGACGUUCGGACAGAGCGACAAACGUUCGUUAACGAUGUUCCCUUUCGACAUGAUUCUUCCGUCUCGACGUUCAGCGCAAUGGGCCCUCCACAAUUACACAAUACUCUGCCCACUUUCCACAACGAUGACUGGUUGCAAGAAGAUUGCUUCAAUCAAGGUGGACCCUAUGGACCCCUGGACCCUUCCAUUUCUCAACAGCCCAUUGACACUUCUGCAACCUAUAUGCAUACUGCCAUCAUUCCCGUUGAAGAGCAUGAUCGACCUCUUCUGGAUCAUUUCAUCGAGAACGUGCUACGAAUGAUCUUUCCGAUUUUGGAGGUCCAUCAGCAAGGCCUGGCUCGCGCGAAGACUAUUUUGACCGCACUUGAAACAAACAAGUCUUACCUUCACUGCUGCUUGAGCGUUGCUGCCAUCCACCUUAAGUCUGCUGUUGGCCUCACUGAUGAACAAAUUGACCAUGAUAUUAUGCGACAUCGUUAUGAGGCUAUCGCACAACUUUGUCAAGCACUGAAUCAAGAUACCGAUCAUGAACAGAUCUUAGAUGCGACAUUGGCCAUGAUAUUCUUCCACUGCUCUGUUGGCAGUGUCAAAUCUGGUAAACAGGCUAGAGCUUCCUGGGUCUAUUUCCGCCCCGGCGUCAAUUCUUCAUCUGCCUCACCAUUCAGCAUGUCUUUGACAGCAUGGAUCGAUAUCCUUGGCGCUACAAUGAUUGGAAAGACUCCGCAGUUCGCACACAACUAUCGAACUAAGCACCUGAGUGGGACGUCGACUGGCCUGCGCGAGCUGAUGGGAUGCGAUGAUCGAAUUAUGUACCUCAUUUCCGAAAUCGCCUGCUUGGACUCUUUGAAAGCCGAGGGCCGUGUUGACGACAUUACUGUAUGCCACCAUGUGUCCGCACUUGGUGCCCAGCUAGAAUACACCGAGCCUGCAGACCCAACUUUAGCACACCCUUACGCGUGCAGUGGAGCAAUUCUACCAGAGCAAUUGACCAAGAACAUGAGCGCCAUCUUCCGCCUCGCAGCGCGCCUCUAUCUUUGCAGCAUUGUCCCUGGCUUUGAUCGCAGCCAGCACAGUGCUAUCUCCCUCAUCUCCAGCAUCACAAGCGCUUUACAAUUUAUUCCGGCAGGCCCGUACGGUUUUGAUCGCUCGCUAGUCUGGCCAUUGCUCAUAGCAGGCAGCUUUUCCACACCGGACAGCGAGUUCCGCACUGUUCUCGCAGAGCGAGCAGCCGCACUCGGAGAAAUUGGUGACUUCGGCAGUUUCAGUCGCAUGUACCGUUUAAUCCAAGAGGUGUGGAGGCUGUCCGACGAGACAUCGGAGGGUGAACAGCAGUCCUUCAAGCAAGAGGAUUCUCCCUCCGGACCUGGUUCCAACGGGAUGAGAGCACUUAAAAAGCAAAGCACCCAUUGGCGCGAGAUCAUGACUCGCAACGACUGGCGAUAUUUGCUGAUCUAA